Molecule: messenger RNA, 2442 nt
Organism: Didymodactylos carnosus
Lineage: Eukaryota; Metazoa; Rotifera; Eurotatoria; Philodinida; Philodinidae
Source: the annotation of a GenBank genome assembly
AUGCCACCAGUUGAAGAACGUCUUCGAACUGUUGCAUUGCAAACAAAGGAGAAUGAUGAACAAGCGUCAAAACUAGAAAAAGCGUUAAAUCUUCUAAAAAUUCAAACAUCAAAAUUAAAAUCGUCUCAAGGCGAAAUUGAACAGUUAAAAUCUGAUCAUCAACAGCAGUCAAUAUUGGUUGAUAUGGACGAUUGUCAAACUCAGACAGAAUUUAUCAAAAGAGAAAAUAAUAAUCAUUACACGCAGACAGAUAUUACAAAAUUGCAAAGCACAGAAUGUCAAAUUUUCAUGUGUGUAUGUCAACUUGUUGAUAUUUUGACUUAUGAUGAAUAUUUGGAUAAAUCAGUUAAUGAUGAAGAUGAGACCGAGGAAGUUACUACUAGAAAUCAACUGAAUGAUGAAUUAUCAUCGAUGUCAUUAGAUAAAAUUUGUGAUUAUUUAUCAUCUGAAUCGUAUCAGACAAUUGCACGUUCAAAACUUAAUUUUACUGAAUUACAAACAUCCCAAGAUCAAAAUGAAUUUCUGCUUCGUUUAUGCUAUUUAGCUUAUCGUUGUUAUCAAAUUCAAUUACAAUCGUACGAAGCAAAACAUUUAUACAAUGAAGGAUAUAUUCGGGUGUUAAAAGAUGAAUAUCAACUAUUAAAUUCCGAGAAAAAUGAUCUUUUUGAACAAUUAACACUUGUACAACAGCAAAAUCAUGAAUUACAAACUAGAUUAGACAAAUCAAAAGAUGAAAGACAUGAACUGAAUUCUAAACAUGAUGAUGAAAUAGCUGAACUAAAAUCGUCUUAUGAUAAAUUUCUAGAAGACAUUCAACAACAGCACCUUCUAAAAUAUGAAUUGUGUGAACAAUUAUCAAUAGAAUUAAAGCAAAAAUAUAUGAAUCGAGAACGAGGUUAUAUCGAAAUGCAAAAGAAUUGUGAUUAUUUCAGACAAGAGUUCGAACGAUUAAAAAAUAUUGAACUAACAAAUUUAGAACAAAAUUUGAAUACAAAACAAGAAUUAGAUUUGAUGCAACGUGAAAAGGAGACAUUGGAAGAAUUGAAUUUAGAAUUAUUUCAAUAUAAAGUACAAUUUCAGCAACAACAUGAGUCUGAUAUGGAAUCAAAAUUAUCGUCAACCGGAGUCGCCGUUACAUCAAUACAUGAACAGGAAGAUGAUCGAUGUAACCAAAUGAAUCAAUAUCGUGAAGAACUUGAAAAUCAGUAUCAGAUGAAGAGAGAACAUUUGUUAGCAUUAAAAAAUCAACAACAACAACAACAAGAGCAGAUGGAUGUUGAUACACAAACAAACAACAAAAAGAAUAAAAAUGAUCAAUUACGUGAGCGUGAUAGUCUUGUUGAACAACAGUAUGAACAAUUAAAACAAUUGGAAAAACAAUAUCAAGAAAAAUUAGAAGAACAAAAAACUAUAUCAAAUGUGGAAACUGAAAUACUAAAAGAAAAUGAAAAUAAAAAAUUAAAAGAAUUAAGAUCAAAACUGAACAUGAUGGCUCUCGAUUAUUUAAAUGAAAAUGAACGUUUAAAACGUGAAAAUGAACAAUCGUUAAGUUCUAAAUCAUCUCGUUCAUUAUUUGCCUCUUCUACAGAACAAACCGAUCAAGAUAUUUGUCAAUUAAUAGUGCAACUGUUAACAUGUGAAGUGGCAUUACAAACGACAUCAUUUGAAAAUUUAGAAAAUUUAUUUGAGAAUGAUUCGUUUGCAAAAUGUUCGUUUAAAAAACCAGUAGAAAAUUACACACUCCAAUUUAAACAUGUUCAACACGAAAUGAACGAUAAAAUUCAAGAAAUAUUAACAUUAAAAAAGGAAAUAGACAGACUUCGUGCAAGUGAAUUACAAUAUCGUAUCGAAGUUGAUUGUCUAAAGACAGAAUUUCAAGGUGUACAAUUAACAUGCAAACAAUUACAGCGAGAAUUAGCUGAUCUAAAAUUAUCUCAACCAAUUGUCAAUGAAUUUCUUAUGAAUCUUCGUGCUAUACUCGAAUUAAAAGAACGGGAAUUAAAAGCAUUAAAAGAUAAAGUGGAUCAUACAUCAAAAACUCAUCAACUGGAAAUCAAUGAGCUACAUCAAACAAAUCAGGAAUGGGGAGAACCAUUAACAACUCAUGACUUUCUAACGAUAACAGCUGUUUAUGCGAGAGAACUGGGACGACCCAACAUGUUUAGUAAUGAGAUCGCUGGUUAUGACUGGUAUAACGGUUUUAUGAAAGGACAUGCUGCAUUUAAAUUAAAAACACCUCAACCGUUGGAAAAAUCACGUGGAAAUGUUUCUGGCAGCACUGUAACAAAAUGGUUUGAUUUAACUGAAUCUAUUUUUGAAAAGCAUAAAUUGAUUGAUAAACCAUCUCAAAUAUUCAAUUGUGACGAAACUGGAUUUUCGGAUAACAAAGCGACCCCAAAAGUUAUUGUCAGAAAAAAUAAGAAAUUUACAUACCAACGUUAA